Messenger RNA from Drosophila hydei, 1082 nucleotides. RefSeq names its product CDC42 small effector protein homolog (gene Spec2). Gene Ontology annotation, cellular component: plasma membrane. NCBI's taxonomy places the organism in Eukaryota, Metazoa, Arthropoda, Insecta, Diptera, Drosophilidae. The record is from RefSeq and is a predicted model, not a curated record. Gene Ontology annotation, molecular function: small GTPase binding. The transcript is spliced from 2 exons. Gene Ontology annotation, biological process: regulation of Rho protein signal transduction. Bases 140 to 397 code for a protein of 85 amino acids.
GCAAGCGCGUGUUCCACGCCAACGCAAAGACUUCAACCUGGCCGGAAGCGGAAGUGUCAAACCCAACGGCAACAACAACAACAACAACAACAACCUUUAUAAGACUGAAAAGCGGCCGUCCAGCAAGACAGCACAAAAAAUGGCAUCGACUGGCGAAAUUUGGCUGCAAUGGUUCUCAUGCUGCUUCCAGCAGCAGCGCUCACCCUCUCGACGACCGCACCAACGCCUGCGCAUCGAUCGCUCAAUGAUCGGUAAUCCCACAAAUUUCGUGCACACCGGACACAUUGGAUCCGCCGAUGUGGAGCUGUCCGCCAAUCGGUUAAACGCGAUCUCAACUCAAAUGCAGAGCAAGGGCGGCUACGAGACAAACUCAAUACAUUCGCUGCACGCCUGCUGAUGGAAAUCCCCCACAACCAAUGGCUAUUAAAAGCAUUUUGUGCAAUUUUCUUCGAAACAACAACCAAUGAGAAGGAGGCGAAGAAGAAGAGAAACUUUAUAAUAAAAACAACAACUUUGUAUUUAAAUAAUUCUUUGUUAAACGCGAGCUUGUUAUCAUGGUGACUGUUAGCGAUGGUGACUAAUAGAGGAGAACACGGAGGAACCAGCUGGGCGGUUGCUGACAACAGAAAUAGGUUCCACACAUCAAGAACAACAGAGGAACAACAACAAUAAGAACCAUGAGGAAUAUGAGAACUGACAAUGGACUCCAUAUGUACCAGCUACUAUUUAUAUAAAGAUCAUGCGUAUUAGCUAUAAGUCGGUACUCUAACCCCUGUAUAAACCGAGAACUGAUAUAUAUAAGAACUUUGUAAGCUCUUUUGUGAGUAUUAUAUAGAUGAAAAAUCACAAAAGUUGCAAAAACCAGUUCAAAGUCAGUCCAAGGUUUUUUUUUCGGUAAUACAUAUUGUACUUAAUGCCAAAACCAGAUCAGUUAAGAUCAUUGUGCAGUUUUUUUUCCUAUAGAGCAUGCGACAUGCAAGCAAAAUAUGAAUAAUUGUAAAAUCAUUUUUCCAUUGUAAAACCCAGAGAACACAACUGCCUUAUUUCGAAUUGCGUAAUGCCACAUUGAUCGAGAUGAUAUA